CCUUUGCGCUCCAAGCAGGAAGAACGUUCUCUCGCAGGGGCUCACACUGAUCCAAGUUAGGAGCUUUCAGCUGCCAGCCUUGGCCCAUCAUGUAAGUGCUGCGGAGAAUUCUUUGCAGUGCAAUUGCAAAAAUUACCUGUUUUCCCGUCGCCUGCGGGGGCCGUGCAAUUGUACCGCCGCUCCUUGCACGGACACGCACGCUCCGGACGCAAAAAGGCUCCAAGUGCAUGAAGAUCGAGGCUUGUAUUUUGCAUCUUUGUUGCAAAAGCAAGCCGCUGAAGCUCCAGUGCGAGGGCGAUGGAGGGAGGGAGUGAGAAAGAAGGCAAAGUCUUUUGUGCUUCCCCUCCCCCUCAUCAAAGCAAAGGGGAAAUGUCUCAGCCAAAGGGAGGUAAGAGGAAGCCGGUGCUCAAGCUCCCCAGGGAGGUGUUUGAGCAGCCUCCUCCCGCCGCAGUACCCCCCAGAGAUUUGGAUUCAAAAGCUUGUGUAACCAUCGGAGAGAAGAACUUCGAGGUGAAGGCCGAUGACCUGGAGCAGAUCUGCGAGCUCGGCCGAGGAGCGUACGGCGUGGUGGACAAGAUGAGGCACGUUCCCAGCGGCCUGAUCAUGGCCGUGAAGCGGAUUCGGGCCACAGUGAACACGCAGGAGCAGAAGAGGCUGCUGAUGGACCUGGACAUCUCCAUGAGGACAGUGGACUGUUUCUACACCGUCACCUUCUACGGAGCGCUCUUCAGAGAGGGCGACGUGUGGAUCUGCAUGGAGCUGAUGGACACGUCCCUCGACAAGUUUUACAAGCAGGUGAUCGAGAAGGGCAUGACCAUCCCCGAGGACAUCCUGGGGAAGAUCGCCGUCUCAAUAGUCAAAGCUUUGGAGCAUCUGCACAGCAACCUGCAGGUCAUACACAGAGACGUGAAGCCGUCCAACGUGCUGAUCAACACUCAGGGUCAGGUCAAGAUGUGCGACUUCGGCAUCAGCGGCUACCUGGUCGACUCUGUGGCCAAAACCAUGGACGCCGGCUGCAAACCCUACAUGGCGCCGGAGCGAAUCAACCCGGAGACGAACCAGAAAGGAUACAACGUCAAAUCUGACAUCUGGAGUUUAGGAAUCACGAUGAUCGAGCUCGCCAUCCUGCGCUUCCCGUACGACUCGUGGGGGACGCCGUUCCAGCAGCUGAAGCAGGUGGUGGAAGAACCUUCGCCCCAGCUUCCUGCCGACCAGUUCUCCCCCGAUUUUGUGGACUUCAGCUCUCUGUGCUUAAAGAAAGUUUCCAAAGAGCGGCCGACUUACACAGAACUCAUGCAACAUCCCUUCUUCACCUCCCACGAGGCCAAAGAAACCGACGUGGCUAGCUUUGUGAAAGUCAUCCUGGGGGGACUGAGCCGCCGCUCUUUGCGCAGGAGGGAGGUGUGAUCCAUCAGAAAGAGGGAAAAAAAAAUUCAACUAACUAACAAAAAGCACCAACCGCAGCCCCCCCAACCCCACCACCUCGUUACCCGCAGGACUCCCCCUGCCUCCUCUCACCCCUCGGAGCCCGGAGGAGACGCUGCAGGGCGAGGAGCCUGACCCCGCCCCCCACCUGGCUCCCUCAUGACCCAAAGUGGGAGGGAUGGGGGAGUUGUUCAAGAUGUCUGUAUGCAA
Messenger RNA from Plectropomus leopardus (leopard coralgrouper), 1635 nucleotides. RefSeq names its product mitogen-activated protein kinase kinase 6 (gene map2k6). Lineage: Eukaryota; Metazoa; Chordata; Actinopteri; Perciformes; Serranidae. Gene Ontology annotation, molecular function: ATP binding; MAP kinase kinase activity. The record is from RefSeq and is a predicted model, not a curated record. Gene Ontology annotation, biological process: MAPK cascade; protein phosphorylation.